This is a messenger RNA of Cariama cristata (Red-legged seriema), 454 nucleotides long. RefSeq names its product lamin-B2-like. NCBI's taxonomy places the organism in Eukaryota, Metazoa, Chordata, Aves, Cariamiformes, Cariamidae. The record is from RefSeq and is a predicted model, not a curated record. The annotation marks the transcript as partial. The transcript is spliced from 3 exons.
CUACAAGAAGAAAGAUGCAGAUUUGUCUGUGGCUCAGGGUCGCAUUAAGGAUCUUGAAGUGCUGUUCCAUAGAAGUGAAGCAGAACUCAAUACUGUCCUGAAUGAGAAACGCAGUCUGGAGGCAGAGGUUGCCGAUUUGCGUGCCCAACUUGCUAAGGCUGAAGAUGGUCAUGCUGUGGCUAAGAAGCAGUUGGAGAAGGAGACACUCAUGCGUGUGGACUUGGAGAAUCGGUGCCAGAGCUUGCAAGAGGACCUGGAUUUCAGGAAGAAUGUGUUUGAGGAGGAAAUAAGGGAAACAAGAAAACGACAUGAACAUCGUUUGGUUGAGGUGGACACUAGUCGCCAACAGGAGUAUGAAUCCAAAAUGACUCAGGCUCUGGAGGAUCUGCGCAAUCAACAUGAUGAACAAGUCAAACUGUAUAAAAUGGAGCUUGAGCAGACCUAUCAGGCGAAG